AUGGGAGUAAUUGUUGGGAUGGAAGAAAUGAGGAAAUUAGAUGAUGAUGAUGAAAAAGUGGAUACCAGGAAGCAAGAUUGUGCAGGAAAAACAGGUGGUCGAGGUAAAAUGAGAGGAACUAAGAAGGUUUCCUACAAUAAAGCAUGGACAUGGCUGGAUCAGAAUUCUGAUGACAAAUCUGGUCUUGUGAAGUUGUCCGACACGAACAUGCCAAUCAACCAGGAGAAUCGGCGAAUUCCCCUCCCCGGACUAUUUGGAGCUGAAGUUGAAAGGGUUGUCGGUGCCGGUGGUAUCGUGCCAGGUUCUUUAGUCUUAGUUGGUGGUGAUCCCGGCGCCGGAAAGAGCACAUUCUUGUUACAGGUGGCAUCAAUAAUUGCUGACGGGGAGAACCACAAGGAAGGUCCAGCUCCAGUUGUAUAUGUCUCCGGUGAAGAGAGCAUUGAACAAAUCAGAAACAGGGCUUAUCGUAUGAAUAUUCUUCAGACUGCUGAUCUUUCCUUGUAUUCGAGUACCGAGGUUAAUGACAUGUUGGAAAAGGUUCAAUGUCUUUCCCCUCAUGCUUCGGUUAUUGAGUCAAUCCAGACAGUUUAUAUGCGGGGCGUCGCUGGACAAUCACGAGGCCCCGCCCAAGUAAAAGAAUGCACAGCUGCUUUGCAGCGUUUUGCUAAGAAGACAAAUAUCCCAAUUCUUUUGGCUGGGCAGGUGACUAAAGAAGGAAUACUGGCUGGACCUCGCGAGUUGGAGCACGCCGUUGAUGUUGUGCUAUACAUUGAAGGCGACAAGUUAUAUUCGCACAGAGUGCUUCGAUCUGUGAAGAAUCGGUUCGGAUCCACGGAUGAGAUUGGAGUGUUUGAAAUGUCGCAACUCGGCUUCAACCUGUUUUGA
Messenger RNA from Oldenlandia corymbosa var. corymbosa, 885 nucleotides. The record is from the annotation of a GenBank genome assembly. NCBI's taxonomy places the organism in Eukaryota, Viridiplantae, Streptophyta, Magnoliopsida, Gentianales, Rubiaceae.